Messenger RNA from Oryza sativa Japonica Group (Japanese rice), 1342 nucleotides. The record is from RefSeq and is a predicted model, not a curated record. NCBI's taxonomy places the organism in Eukaryota, Viridiplantae, Streptophyta, Magnoliopsida, Poales, Poaceae.
ACCCCUCGCGACCUCUCCCGCCGCCGCCGCCGUCCUCCUCCACCUCCUCCGCUCUCUCGCGCACGGCGCACGCGCCCGAAGCCCUAGACCCCCCGGCGGCGAAGAUGGCGGCGGAAGGCGGUGCCGCCGCUCGGGCGCUGUCCCAGCGGGAGCAGGACAUCCAGAUGAUGCUCGCCGCGGACGUCCACCUCGGCACCAAGAACUGCGACUUCCAGAUGGAGCGCUACGUCUACAAGCGCCGCACUGACGGUAUCUACAUUAUUAACCUUGGCAAGACCUGGGAGAAGCUCCAGUUGGCUGCGAGGGUCAUUGUUGCAAUUGAAAACCCUCAGGACAUCAUUGUGCAGUCUGCGAGGCCCUAUGGCCAGAGGGCUGUUCUCAAGUUUGCUCAGUACACUGGUGCUCACGCCAUUGCUGGUAGGCACACUCCUGGUACAUUUACCAACCAGCUGCAGACCUCAUUCAGUGAGCCACGCCUUCUUAUCCUGACUGACCCCAGGACUGAUCAUCAGCCAAUUAAGGAGUCUGCACUUGGAAACAUUCCUACCAUUGCCUUCUGUGACACUGACUCUCCAAUGCGCUAUGUUGAUAUUGGUAUUCCUGCUAACAACAAGGGGAAGCAGAGCAUUGGUUGCCUAUUCUGGCUUCUUGCCAGGAUGGUUCUCCAGAUGCGUGGUACAAUUCUCCCAGGACACAAGUGGGAUGUCAUGGUUGAUCUGUUCUUCUACAGGGACCCAGAGGAAGCGAAGGAGCAAGAGGAAGAAGAGGCGGCUCUGGUGGCUCCUGAUUAUGGUGCGGUUGCGGAAUAUGCUGCCCCAGCGGCUGAUACCUGGGGUGGAGAAUGGGGCACUGACGCUGCAGCUCAACCUGCUGCCAUUCCAGCACAGGCUGGUGCUGACUGGACUGCUGCUCCAGCUCCUGCAGCCGGAGGAUGGGACACGGCUGCUGCCCCUGCCCCUGGAUGGGAACAAGGCAGUGCACCAGUCCCAGCGGCAGCACCCACCCCUAACUGGGGGGAGUGAGUGAAAGAGUAACUGAUCCAGUUCAUGGGUCAGAGGCUGAGUUUGUUGUCGGGAGCAGCUGGUAGACACUAUUUAAGUAGCUUUAAUCUUUUUACAGUACUGAGUUAUUUAGAUGCAAAUCAAAUUUUGUGUUCUUGACAAUGCUGGGACUGCGAACUAGCCAGCCUUUUUUUUGUUACAAUCUCAUGGAUAGCUUUAUUUCAAGAGCAAUUCUGCUUUGCGAACAAAGUGUAUGUGUUUGCAACAACAAAUUGAUGGGGUUUUCUCCUCAUAGUUCUUAUUGUUCACUGUCAGAUCAAUGCUAUGCUCUUUUCACUGUA